AUGCAGUACUCCGCCAUCGUCGCCCUUUUCGCCACUCUGGCCGUUGCCGCGCCCGCCCAGGAGGCCGCUGCCGACAUUGCUAUCCUUGACGGCCCUUGCACUGCUGGCGUCACCAACAACAUCCCCAUGUGCUGUGGUUCCGGCAUCCUGGACCUCCUGUACCUGGACUGCGAGACUCCUACCCAGGCCACCUCCGUCCUCAACCCCCUGAGCGCCGUCUGCGGCCGCGUCGGUCUCCAGGCCAAGUGCUGCACCCUCGGAAUUGCCGAUCUCGGUGUUCUGUGCCAGGAUGCUCUCCCCGAGUAAAUUCCCAGUUUGAUGAUGGUCAAGGCAGACAUUCUGUCUCCAGCAACAUCGGU
This is a messenger RNA of Trichoderma reesei QM6a, 359 nucleotides long. Its product is annotated as class II hydrophobin. The record is from RefSeq and is a predicted model, not a curated record. NCBI's taxonomy places the organism in Eukaryota, Fungi, Ascomycota, Sordariomycetes, Hypocreales, Hypocreaceae. The coding region runs from base 1 to 306 and encodes 101 amino acids. The transcript is spliced from 3 exons. Gene Ontology annotation, cellular component: extracellular region.